AAGCUUAUAGAAGACUACUGGACUGGUGGUUGCUAACUUGCCUUGUUGGCUAUUGCCACAGAGUAAUAAAUGCCCUGUGCAUGCAUAUAGCAGACUAGACCGGAUUCUUUCCCCAAUGUACCUUUCUUAUCAAUCUUAUCGUAUCUCCAUACAAAGACAAAACAUUGAGGCUGAGGUGAUCUAAAAUCAUUUCUUCAGCUUUGAACGGUAGACAAUUGAUCCAAUGGGCAGAAGGUGGUACAUUCACAUCAAUCGUGUAAUUCCUCUCAACUUUCUAUGAUUGGACAUGCAGUGUUUGAUUUGCACUCAAAGGGGCCCUUAUAAAUGGCGACCAUCAUGAAUAUCUGUUCUCUGAUGUUGAGGUCUGCAGUCUAAUUGUUUGUGAAUAUUCUAGAGUUCAAUGAUGAACCAUCUGGGCUUUGUGGUGGAGCUACUAUAUAUAGCUUAGUUGUUCAUCCAGUAUCUUUGGUUUUCUGUUCUGGGUUUUAAUUUGCUCUAAAGGAAUUUGGCUCACAGAUGAAUUCAAGAUUCACUAGUUCUAGGUAUUUUGUUCAAAGGUAACUUUCAGUUUUUUGUAAACUUCGAUGAGAAUUGAUGUUCAUAAAAAAAAGAAAAGAUGAGAAUUAAGAGGUAACUUUAUGGUUUUUGUGAUGAAUCCUUGAUUUCCUGUUUUCGGUUUUCGCUCUAAACGAAUUUGGCUUACCGAUUAAUUCGACAUUCACUAGUUUUAGGCGUUUUGUUCAUUGGAGAAUUUGAGUCUUUUUUCAGAGGUGGGUUUUGAUUUCAAAACAGGAAAAAACCGAACUUGCACAGCAAUUUAAGUUGUCAGUUAAUGGCUAUGAAAUCCCACGGAAACUUCAAGUAUUUAGUGGUGGAUUUGGUUACAGAGUAGUGAUUUUGUAAGAUUCACAGCUCUCAUAACUUAAUUUGUAGUUAUAAGCCAUAUCACUGGCUUUAGGCCUUCAGAGUAGACAGGGAUGUUAGAUGGAGGCAUGACAAUGUCCUUUCAUUUAGUAAACUGGCCACCGAUCUUUUCAGCUAAAGUAAACAAGAACAGAACCCAUUACAGUCUUUACAGAACAAGAUUCAAUCCAUCUAUAGCUAUACAGGCUUGUUCAGUAUUGGUACAUUCAAAUGAGGGUGAAAAAUUACCCAAAUCCAACAAAAUCUCAAGAUCCCAGACUCCUGAUCCUCUUCUCAGCCCAGAAAAUACGGUUGGAAUCAUCGGUGGAGUAUCCAUUUUUUCAACUCUCGUUUUCCUGGAAAAGCUUGUUUGGUUGAGCUCAAGAAAUGGAGAAGACUCCAUUCCUUUUGUUGUAUGCAGCGAUCCGGCAAUAAGUAGACAGCUUCCUGGCUCAUUUUGUCCUGUAAAUGGAAAAGGCUCUCGAAUUCGAUUAAACCACGGGACUAUAGUCAAGAAUUUGAGACGCAAAAGGGUGUUUUUGGAACAGUCUGGAGCUGGUUGCAUUGUUAUGCCAUGCCAUAUUUCUCAUGCCUGGCUCUUUGAGGUGUCCAAGGGAUGUUCUGUGCCAUUCCUUAACAUGGGUGAUUGUGUUGCCAGAGAGCUGAAAGAAGCUAAGCUGAAGCCAAUAGAAGCAGGGAGUAAUGUAAGGAUAGGUGUGCUAACUUCAAAUGCAAGUCAACUUGCUGGUUUUUAUGAGGAAAAACUACAGAAUCAGGGAUUUGAGGUUGUGCUACCCGACAAAGCAACUCUAGAGCAUAUCGUAGCUCCAGCAAUAGAAGCAUUGCAGAGAAAAGACAAGGAAGGAGCGAGGAACCUUUUAAGAGUCGCGAUCCAUGUUCUUUUGGUGCAGGCAGUGAACUGUGUCAUCCUUGCUUCUGAUGAAUUCCACGGCCUGUUGCCUAGCGAUGAUCCUCUUCAUAAGAAGUGUAUUGACCCCAUGGAUGCGUUAGCCAGAUUCACGAUAAAAUGGGCACAAUGUACUGAAAAGAAGGCUUUGUUGCGAAGUAAGAAGGAUGUAAGGAAAGUUCAAGUGGGAUUUCCUUUCCUAUUUGUUUGUAUGGUGGCAGUCAUCAUCAGUGUGUUGGUUGGAUACCUUCUAAACAGAUGAGAUGGAAUCAUCAGGAGUCCAAUUUGGUUUACUGUCGAUGAGUGAACACUACCCUCGCUUGAAUAAAAAUGUUUUCCGCAUUGUUAGGAUGAACGCAGUAUGUUAGAUUCGUAUGCCUGCAAGCUAUAACUUUUUGGGACUUGCUAGUGUUCUCCCCAUAUGCUGGCUAGCUAAGAAAUUAGAAGGGGAAACAUGAUAUAAGUGGCCAAGUCGCACAGGAAUUGUGGAUAUAGUGCAUGUCAAUAAAAAUAAAAAUAAAAACAUGCAAAAAGAGCAUAUCUGGUCGUUGUGUCAAA
Molecule: messenger RNA, 2368 nt
Organism: Rhododendron vialii
Lineage: Eukaryota; Viridiplantae; Streptophyta; Magnoliopsida; Ericales; Ericaceae
Exons: 3
Coding region: 978-2072 (364 amino acids)
Source: RefSeq, a predicted model, not a curated record